Molecule: messenger RNA, 1135 nt
Organism: Sorex fumeus (smoky shrew)
Lineage: Eukaryota; Metazoa; Chordata; Mammalia; Eulipotyphla; Soricidae
Gene: DHDH
Product: dihydrodiol dehydrogenase
Exons: 7
Coding region: 86-1093 (335 amino acids)
Biological process (GO): D-xylose catabolic process
Molecular function (GO): nucleotide binding; D-xylose 1-dehydrogenase (NADP+) activity
Source: RefSeq, a predicted model, not a curated record
UAGUUCCCGCCGGGAGCUGGGAGUCAGCAGCCGCUACCCGGGAGGCAGUAGUGAGUCGCUGUCUUUGGAACUCCGGGUUGCAGGGAUGGCGGUUCGUUGGGGCAUCGUGUCAGCCGGCUUGAUCGCCAGCGACUUCACGACCGUGUUGCGGAUGUUGCCUCGCUCCGAGCACCAGGUGGUGGCUGUCGCAGCCCGCGACCUGAGCCGGGCCAAGGAGUUUGCACGGAAACAUGACAUCCCCAAGGCCUAUGGCUCCUAUGAGGAGAUGGCCAAGGACCCGAACGUGGAGGUGGCCUACAUUGGCGUCCAGCACCCCCAGCACCACGAUGCGGUGAUGCUGUUCUUGAGAGCUGGCAAGGCAGUGCUAUGCGAGAAGCCUAUGGGCGUGAACGCUGCAGAAGUUCGUGAGAUGGUAGCCGAGGCUCGAGCCCGUGGCCUCUUCCUUAUGGAGGCCAUCUGGACCCGCUUCUUUCCUGCCAUGGAGACUCUGAGGUCACUUCUGGCCCAGGGAACUCUAGGGGACCUUCGGGUGGCUCGGGCAGAAUUUGGGAAAGACCUUACCCACGUGCACAGAGCUGUCGACUGGGCCCAGGCUGGCGGGGGCCUCCUGGACAUUGGCAUCUACUGUAUCCAGUUCAUCUCCAUGGUCUUUGGUGGGCGGAAGCCAGAGAAGAUUUUUGCAGUGGGAAGGCGACAUGAAACAGGAGUGGAUGACACUGUCACUGUGUUACUUCAGUACCCUGGAGGGGUCCAUGGAAGCUUCACCUGCAGCAUCACUGCCGAGCUGACCAACACAGCCUUUGUAAGCGGCACCAAAGGCAAUGCCAAGGUGCUUGACCCCUGCUGGUGCCCAACAGAGCUGGUGGUGAAGGGGGAGCAUAAGGAGUUCCCGCUGCCCCCAGCCCCAAACAAGGAAUUCAAUUUUACCAAUGGACCUGGCAUGACUUAUGAGGCCAAGCAUGUCCGGGAGUGCCUGCGCAAGGGCCUGAAGGAAAGCCCCAUAGUUCCACUGGCUGAAAGUGAGCUCCUGGCUGAAAUACUUGAGGAAGUGAGGAAGGCCAUUGGAGUCACCUUCCCCCAAGACAAACGCUGAUGUUUUAAUUCCUGAAUCAAUAAAAAACUUGAUUUGCAUGGC